Botrytis cinerea B05.10 is the source of this 465-nucleotide messenger RNA. RefSeq lists its product as hypothetical. Lineage: Eukaryota; Fungi; Ascomycota; Leotiomycetes; Helotiales; Sclerotiniaceae. Gene Ontology annotation, biological process: protein secretion. Bases 83 to 277 code for a protein of 64 amino acids. The record is from RefSeq and is a predicted model, not a curated record. The transcript is spliced from 2 exons.
GACUUAUUUAACCCAUGAAUUUUCCACAAACUCAAAUCUCCUAUACACACGCUGUUAAUAAUUUACACGUGAAAGUAUCAUCAUGCCUACUCCAACAUAUCUCAUAUCUAGAGUUGGUGAUCCAAUCUUUGCCCUAUUCAUUGGGGUAGGGGCAACGGUGACUCGUAUCAACAGAGAAGAAAAGGAACAAGGACGCACCACCCAGCAAACAAUCGAUUCGGCAUUCAGAAGAAUUGGCUUUCCUCGUUCGGAUGAUCCUUUGGCGAAGAAGAAUUAAGAGUUGCGGAAGGAGCUCUCGAUCGGUCGGUGUGCACAAAAUGCUUCAAGGAAGGCGCAUGUCAUGCUCUAUAUCUUAAGACUUUCUUUCCAUUUAAAUAGAUAUUCAUCAUACAACAACAAGUAUUUCACCAAUUUGCAUUCCUGGAAUAGCAGUAGUGCAACUGUCAGCACUCUAAUCUCACUCCA